UCCUUGUGAGGCACAUUUGUCUUCGAGAGAUUUUAAUAUUUGAUCGUUUGAAAAUAAGUCCAUGCCUCAAUAACAUUAUUUACGAAGUAUUCGGCAGCUCUCGCGUCUUGUAUCUUCUCCUGAUCGCUAAGGAAAGAUUCGUUGUUGAUUGUGUACGUCGAAGUGGUCUUGACUUAUUAAUUUCGACUACUUAACAUCAGAGUAUGUCUGCAACAAUUCUUUCAAUUUGUUCAACUUUGAAGAGGAUAGCUUGCAGUGAUGUUGGCGUAAAAGUUGCUUAGCUUCAAUCUGAAGGAACAAAUACUGAAAAAGGAACGUGUCGAGUACAAUUAACACGUCGAUCAAGUUUUCACAUCAAAAAGUUAAAUUGACAAAUUUAAUUUGGUCUUUUUAAUUAAAAAAAUCUACUUUGGUUUCAAUCGAGAUUUAUUCCACUUUUACGUGAGGAACUACGCUUCUUGGUGAAGCGUUCGGUGCAAUGGCACAUUUACUUGGAAGUGAAGCUUGUUUAGAGAGCUUGAAACAAGACGUCAAUGACGUUCAAACGACAGUAAUGGAUUUAUUAUCCAGAGUAGGACAUUUAAGAAGUCCAUCAUGGAAAUAUCCCGAUAAGGUAGCAUGUGAAUUGGAUAUUGAUGAACUACUGGAGAGAUAUUCAUAUUCCAGUGAUGAAGAUCACUGUAAACUGUCACACAUCAUUCUUUUUGAACUUCUGAUUGACAGACUUGUUCUUUUGCUGCAAUGUAUGGCUCAGUUCAGUGACCAACUGCUGACCUCAUGUGAUGGCAGGCCUAGUAGUGGUAAAAUAUUAGGUUCCAGUAUGUCUGUUGGACUGGUAGCCAAAAAGUUUUGGAACAAACUUGUUCAUGUGCAGCAAACCAUCCAGAAACUCCAGACUGAGAGCAAAGCCAAAAACAAAACAAUGUCCAAGAUGGAAGACACGAUAACAGAUCUGCGGAGUGAGGUAAAACUCUUCAAGCAAGCAUCAGAUAAAAGAUCAGGCAAAUCUUCUGUUGUCCAAGGAAAAAUUGAAAGCCAAAGUGCUAAUAGAACUUCUGUGAAGUUCAUUCUCUCUCCAUCUGAGGAGUUAUCUUUAGAAAGUUCUACACCCUCAAAGGAACUUACCCUUGCUGUAGAAGAUGUUACUAAUGCAAAGACUUAUCACGAGUCAUCAACACAGACUUAUGACACUGCAUUUAUUCCAUGUGAGGCUUGUGCUAGAACACAACAAAAUCUUAUUGAAGUUGGUAGCAUGGUGAUAAAAGUAUGUGAAUCUCAAGGACUUCCAUCUUCGCUGGCAAAGCAGAAAAAACUCUUGCGGCAGUCGCUAAUGGCUGCUGCUGAUGUGUCCAGGUGGGCAUCUGAACAGAGCCAUGAUCUUGCAAGAAUUAAUGAUCACUUGGAUAAUUUGUAUGCACAGAUAAAUCCACUGGAAGAUAAACUUAGUAGGUCAAAACAAGUUUGUGCACAACUGGAAAAGCAAAUCCAAGACCUGGAAAAGCAGUUGUUAGAUAAGGACAGUGAAGGUGAAAAGAAAGAAACGGACUUUAAAGAGAAGCUUAAACAAGUUGUUGCUGAGAAAGAUCUGCUAUUAUCUGAUGCAGAAAAAGUGAACAAUGAACUUGUGAAGGGAAAAGAUGUCCUUCAGGGUAUGGUGCUCAAACUGGAGGAAAAGAAAAAGAAGUAUAAAGAAACAGUUAAAACUCUAGGUGAAGAAAACAACAGGUUGUUAACAGAGUUAGAUAAGGAGUCUAAGGAGGUAGCAAGAUUAACAGUGGUAGAGUCUGAAGUACAACAACUGAAGGUAGAAAUGGAUGACUUACAAGUCAAACUAAAAAACACUUCUAUUGAAUUGGGAAAAACACAGGCCAGGAACAAGACCUUGGAGAAACACGAACAGGCUUUGCAAAGCAAACAUGAUGCACUUCUUAAAAGAGUGGAUAAUCUGGACAAUGAAUGUGAGGAGCUGCGUGACAGAGUGCUUGAGGCAGAAGGAGAGAGAGAUGAACUGCAAGGAGUGAUGGAAGGUUUGCAAACUGAAAAGACAAACCUCUCUGAAGAGCUUGAUUCCAAGCAGAACCUUCUGGAAGAACUCAGACUUGAAAAGGAAAAACUUCUGCAAGAAGUGGAAGAAUUUGAGGCAAAGGCAAACAAACUUGAACAGCAGCUGAAAGAAAGUGAAGAAAAACUUCAACUCGUGGUAGAAUUUCCAUCCAUUGAUUCCAAACAGCAGAAAUCUUCCUCGUCAGACAAAGAGGUGAUGUUUAAUGGGGAAGUUCCUUCAGAAGCAGAGGUAGCUAAAGAUAUGGAGAGACAAGUUAUGGCCAACAAUAUCAGAAUUAUGACUCUUGAGGAACAAAAUGAAAAGUUGAGGAAGUCUAUAUCUUUCUUGAUGAACGCUCGAGAAAACAUCUCCAAGAAGAAAGUACAAGAACCUGUUCCAUUGUGGAAGCAACACAGUGACGAACCUGGACUAAUAGAAGACCAGAGAGAUUUACUCAGAAGGUCUCCUGUGCAGAAUUUUUAUGAAGAAAACCCAAAUGUUUCUCACAAACGCCCUGCAUCUGCCGUAAGAGAAGGACAGCGGUCGAACUCAGACCACUACAUGUCAAACCAAAUACAGCCCCGCCCACCUGAGAAACCUAGAGCCCAGUCCGCGAAGACAAGGACGAAGGCAACAACCUCAAGAUUUGCCGAGACUAAACAAAGUGCUUCAUUGAGUGCGAAACUUGCUGCUAGUGGGAAACAUGCAACAGGCAUUUUGGGAAGACUAGCGGAAGGACACACACUGAGACAUGAAUGGGAACAUUCUCCUGCCCCUACCCUGGACAUAACAGCCCGUGAGGGGAGGGUUGGGCGUGAAAUUGGACGCACGAGCCCUGCCUCAACACGGUACACGCCCAUGAACGUGUUUGUUUGUAUGAGUUGUGAUAAGAUGUACAACACACAGAAAGAUUUGGAUAUCCAUAAAUCUUUCUGUUAUGGUGUAGUGAAUGAAAACUACACAUGACCAGAUAAGCUUUACUACAUUAUUGAAUACAUCCAAGAAGUUUUUUGAAGCUAUUAAAAUCAUAAACAAAUUCAUUGUGAAAUGAAGUAUUAUACAUUCAAUGCACAUACAUCGCUU
Pocillopora verrucosa is the source of this 3127-nucleotide messenger RNA. Lineage: Eukaryota; Metazoa; Cnidaria; Anthozoa; Scleractinia; Pocilloporidae. The record is from RefSeq and is a predicted model, not a curated record.